This is a messenger RNA of Acanthamoeba castellanii str. Neff, 984 nucleotides long. RefSeq lists its product as uncharacterized. NCBI's taxonomy places the organism in Eukaryota, Discosea, Longamoebia, Acanthamoebidae. The record is from RefSeq and is a predicted model, not a curated record. The transcript is spliced from 4 exons. Bases 1 to 984 code for a protein of 327 amino acids.
AUGAAGCGAGGUCUCCGUCAGGUUCCCAGGUCCGUAAUCCUCGGUCAGAGGCAGUCUGCUCAGGCCAUGCGCCUCUUUGCCUCGGCUGCCCCUUCGCCCAACGUCGAUGAGAUCCAGUUCCAGGUCAUCGGCGACACUGCCACUGCGGAGUACCCCACGCGACCCUUCACCUCCAAGAGCAAGGCGCAGCUCGAAGAGGGUGUCCAGAGGAAGGCCAACCAGACCCGCGGCCAGUUCGAGGCCAAGUUCUCGGCUGAUACCCCCGAGGGUGCCCUCUUCAAGGACGUCGUCCAGAUCAAGCCCUACGAUGAGCAGCUCCUCAAGGCGGAGCUCGAGCAUGUCACCAACCCCACCAUCCAGCCCACCGUCGAUACCGCCGUCAGCCCUCUAUGCUCACCCGUUAAAACGAACAAAAACAACAUCAACACAGACACGAAGAACCACAACUUCCUGACUGAGUUCAUGGCGUCGCGCACUGCCGGCUACCUCGAGGACCCGACGCUCUACUUCAGCUACGGCGAGAACCCGUCGGCCACGCUCAACCCCAACUGGAGCACCCAGCUGUCGGGCAACCUCGACGCCCUGGUCAAGCGCGAGCUCGUCGACGCGCUCGCCGCGCUGUCGGCCGAGGUCAAGGAGAUCGACGCGCUCGACCAGCAGGCCAAGAAGGCUCACGAGGAGCUGCUCCAGAAGCUGCAGGCCGACAUCGACAUCCUCACCAACAAGGAGCUCUUUGCCAAGUCGCUCGAGUCGUCGGGCAUGAGCCCGCUCCACGUGGCCCAGAUGACCGACAUCGUCACCACCGACCCGCUCGCCGUCCAGGCCCUCCCGCUCGCGCAGAAGCAGGCCGCCGAGCUCGCCCAGUUCCGUCAGCAGAGCGCCACCUUCCAGCAGUACAGCCAGCUCGUCGCCGACAGCCGCGAGCUCGUCAAGCAGCUCCAGGCCUCGGGCCUCCAGUUCGACGCCUCCAAGGUGUCCUUCUAA